CCGCUGCGUCUCUUGUAAUUUUAGGGAGUUCAAUCGUUCUUUCGUUUCUGUCUUUUGGAAACCUAAAUCGACGUGUUAACAGAAAAUGGCUGCUAAUCAAGAUUAUACAGAGGAUAUGGCCCAAGGAGACUUCAGCAAUGAAGGUUAUGGUGAUUUUCAAGAGCCGGAAUCGCAGCCGCAAGUGCAGGAAAAUGCUGAAUUAAAUGGUAACGAGGCAAUGGAAGAAACUACUAAUGGCGAUGGACAUGAGGAUUCCUCCUCCCAAGACCCGUUGGGGAAAGAUGAAGAUCGGAAACUCUUCGUUGGCGGUCUCAGCUGGGCUACAACAGACAAGGAAUUACGAGAGCAUUUUGGAAAAUACGGUGAAAUAGAGAGCAUAACGGUAAAAAUGGAUCCCCAGACAGGAAGAUCUAGGGGUUUUGCAUUUUUAGUUUUCAAGUCCGCCGAAAAUUUAGACAAGGUUAUGAAUGCCGGAGAACAUAUAAUUAAUGGCAAACGAGUGGAUCCAAAAAAAGCUAAAGCACGCUCUGGAAAGAUAUUUGUUGGAGGUUUACCUCAAGAUACCACUGAAGAAACUAUUCGUUCAUUUUUUGGAACCUUUGGAAAUAUUGUCGAAAUCGAAAUGCCAUUUGAUCGUGUUAAGAACCAACGGAAAAAUUUCUGCUUUAUAACAUAUGACAAUGAAAAUGUUGUGUUUGAUUUACUGAAGACACCCAAGCAAGUUAUCAAUGGUAAAGAAGUUGAUGUUAAAAAGGCAACGCCCAAACCAGAUUCCUUUGGACCACCAGCAAUGAGAGGUGGAAGAGGCGGUCCUGGUGGAAUGCGUGGUGCACCACGUGGACGAGGGGCAUGGGGCGGUUGGGGUGGUCAAGGCGGGUACGCUGCUGGAGGAUAUGGAGCUGGAUAUGCAGGAGGCUACGGAGGCGGCUAUGGUGGAGGCUACGGAUACGGCGAAGGAUAUGGAUACGACUACUACGGAGGCGGAUAUGAUUCGUACGGAGCUUAUGGUGACUACAGUUACGGCGGAUAUGGUUAAGAUUGAUUUUUAAAUGCGGUCAAGGUCAACAGUACAGCGGAGGUAAACAGCGUGGCGCUGGACGCCAGGCACCGAGGCAUCAACCUUAUUAAGAAUGUUAAUCAGUCGAUCCGGUCCUGCAAUAGAAAUGCCAUGUGUGUGUGUGUGUGUGUGUUUUUUUUUUUUUUUUUUUUCUGCUCCCAUUGACAGGACACUGUACAAACAGUUUUAUUGUCUGCACCUCUUUCUCAAUUUGGUAUAAACCUGUCUCAUUUUAUUUGUCACUCGAAACCAUCGAUCAACUUGAUUACAUUCUAAAUCAUUGGAAAAUACUCGGAUUACAUUUUUGUAAAUUGUU
This is a messenger RNA of Daphnia magna, 1373 nucleotides long. RefSeq names its product RNA-binding protein squid-like. The transcript is spliced from 8 exons. Gene Ontology annotation, cellular component: nucleoplasm. Gene Ontology annotation, molecular function: RNA binding. Gene Ontology annotation, biological process: regulation of gene expression. The record is from RefSeq and is a predicted model, not a curated record. Lineage: Eukaryota; Metazoa; Arthropoda; Branchiopoda; Diplostraca; Daphniidae. Bases 86 to 1036 code for a protein of 316 amino acids.